Molecule: messenger RNA, 624 nt
Organism: Arvicola amphibius (Eurasian water vole)
Lineage: Eukaryota; Metazoa; Chordata; Mammalia; Rodentia; Cricetidae
Gene: Sostdc1
Product: sclerostin domain containing 1
Exons: 2
Coding region: 1-624 (207 amino acids)
Biological process (GO): negative regulation of BMP signaling pathway; negative regulation of Wnt signaling pathway
Molecular function (GO): BMP binding
Source: RefSeq, a predicted model, not a curated record
AUGCUUCCUCCUGCCAUUCAUCUCUAUCUCAUCCCCCUGAUAUGCAUCCUAAUGAAAAACUGUUUGGCUUUUAAAAAUGAUGCCACAGAAAUCCUGUACUCACAUGUGGUUAAACCUGUUCCUGCACACCCCAGCAGCAACAGCACGCUGAACCAAGCCAGAAAUGGAGGCAGGCAUUUCAGUAGCACUGGACUGGAUCGCAACAGUCGAGUUCAAGUGGGCUGCCGGGAGCUGCGGUCCACCAAAUACAUUUCCGACGGCCAGUGCACCAGCAUCAGCCCUCUGAAGGAGCUAGUGUGCGCGGGCGAGUGCCUGCCCCUGCCGGUGCUUCCCAACUGGAUCGGAGGAGGCUACGGAACAAAGUACUGGAGCCGACGGAGCUCCCAGGAGUGGCGGUGUGUCAACGACAAGACGCGCACCCAGAGAAUCCAGCUGCAGUGCCAGGAUGGCAGCACACGCACCUACAAGAUCACUGUGGUCACGGCCUGCAAGUGCAAGCGGUACACCCGCCAGCACAAUGAGUCCAGCCAUAACUUCGAGAGCAUGUCUCCCGCCAAACCCGCCCAACAGCACCACAGAGAGCGGAAGAGAGCCAGCAAAUCCAGCAAGCACAGUCUGAGCUAG